Messenger RNA from Fusarium musae, 2025 nucleotides. RefSeq lists its product as uncharacterized. Gene Ontology annotation, cellular component: cytoplasm. The coding region runs from base 1 to 2025 and encodes 674 amino acids. The record is from RefSeq and is a predicted model, not a curated record. NCBI's taxonomy places the organism in Eukaryota, Fungi, Ascomycota, Sordariomycetes, Hypocreales, Nectriaceae. The transcript is spliced from 5 exons. Gene Ontology annotation, molecular function: protein binding.
AUGGCGGUACCCGAGUACCGUGACGAAGUUUCCAUCACACUCUCGAUAACCGACCCCUCGCCCAGCUUCUCAUUUCCAACUCGUCGCAUCUUUCUCAGCAAGAAGAAUCCGACCAUCGAAAUCGGCCGAACUUCUAGAAGAAAUGGAGCUUUUGAAGCUGCCAAGAGCAAUGCUUGGUUCGAUUCACCAGUCAUGUCUCGAAAGCAUGCACUCUUCACCCUUGACGCCGACAAACAGAAACUUUAUGUCAAGGACACGGGUUCUCUCCAUGGAACUUAUAAAAACGACGUCCGCCUCGAGACGAAUGUGAACCAUGAAGUGAUCAGUGGUGACAAGCUCAAGUUUGGUGCUCUCAUUGAACGACCCCAGGACAAACACUACCCUUGCGCUAUGCUAGUUCGUCAGACAUACGGCUCCAUCAACCCCGAACUGCGCGGCAAUAGCUUCCGCGUUCCUGAGGAUAGCGACAUCGAAUCUCUGAUCAGUGACGAAGACCAAGUGAACAAUAGCUACGAGAUGUUGCGCACCAACAAGUUUGUCCCUGGUAGAGUGACUACUUCAUCGUUUGGUCAUGGUCCGAUCGACUUGACAAUGGAUGAUCAAUAUCCUCUUUCCAAUGUUAGGAACGGAACUGAGGUUUUUGUCAACUGUCCUCAUAUUCAAGAGAUACCUCUCUCCAAGCUGCCAGAACCUGUUUCUGUCUUGGGCCACGAGUUCUCUGACCUUGAGGAAGAGCAUGAAGAAGCGGAAAACGACUUGUCACCAAACUCGAUGGACACAGACGACUCUUAUGGUGGCAUUUCUGAAGAUUGCCAGAGCGUCGACUAUGCAAUGUCAUCCGUUGCAGAGGACUCCAUUGUCGAUGAAGAAGAAGACUUUGCAGAGCAUGACGAGUUUGAAGAAGAGCAAGUCCACACUCAGGAACCUGCCCCUCAAGCCAACGGUCGUAUUGAAGAGGCUGCUGACAUGGCAUCUGUAAUGAGCGAGAACCCCGAAAAGACCGCUGCGCAGCCCUGGGUCAACCCUUCGAGCACCCAGACCCCGGAUGCUUCUCAAAAACUUGAUAGUGCCAAACUCACCCAGUUGGACAAAAGCCACUAUACAUGGAAAUCAGACCUUGCUCCAAUGAUGUCGAUCAACGGCACGUCGUCCUUGAAGCUUCCCCCAAUUUCAGAAGCAGUCUUCGACAAAUAUAACCACGAGACGAUCACACACUCUACCGCUGAGGUUGUCGGCAGAAAGCAUGGGAAGUACGAGUUCUUUGCUGCUAGAGAAGCCAACGCUCUAGCUGCCCUCGCAAAACCCCGAGCUCGACUCAUAAGCCCCGUCCAUCAGGCACAAGUUCAGGAACACUAUCUCUUGCGGGCAGGGAUGGAAAACAAAGUCCUCGGGCACCCAGAAGAUCAACUCCAGUCGCCCGCAGAUGAAACCCAACCUCGCGCUUCCGAUUUGGUAUCUUCUGGUCUGAAAUAUCUGGCAACGCCCCCUGAGCACAUCGAUACCACCGUACCAUCUGUGGAGCAAGGGUUGGACGACUCAUCUGCCUGGGCUUUCCAAGAGAGCAAGAAGUCAUCUGGUAUCGAAGUCACAACCGAGACAACUGAGAAGGUAGUGGCCCAAGAGAAUGAUACCGAUGUUGUCGAAGACGGUGAUGCCCAGCCCGCUGAAGCCUUGGAGGCAGCUGAACUGGCCAAACCAGUCGAAGCCGUGGAGCUAGCGAAACCGGUCGGAGCCGUGGCAGCUGAACCUGUGAAGACUCCAGUGCCAGAAUCCACUGCAACCAAGAGAAAGGCCGAUGAAAUUUCUCAGCUUACCCCUGAAGAAGAACAAAUGUCUGACGACCGGCAAUCUCGUCCACAGGUGCACUGCCGAGAGGUGCAACCAAGUGCAAGGCCUCGCCACAUUGCAGCCUUGGGAACCCCACCAAGCAAACGUCUUCGUCGUAUGGCAGAAGCAGUUGGGUAUGUCGCCCUUGGAGGAGCUGCUGUCAUGUCGGUGCUUAUUGCUACGGCGCCUGCCCUGUAA